AACAGACAGACAGACAGACAAACACAUACAGACAAACAAACAGACAGACAACAUACACACAGACAGACAAACAUACACACAGACAGACAGACAGACAGACAAACAGACAAACACACACAGACAAACAAACAGACAGACAAACAUACACAGAGACAGACAAACAUACACACAGACAGACAGACAAACAGACAGACAAACAAACCGACAAACAGACAGACAAAGAUACACACAGAAAGGCAAAGGUGCAGGAGCAUGGCUCCUGACAGUACCAUCAUCAUCAUGGCAUGCAUUAUCUCCGUGCGAUUUCCGCUUGGCAUCCUUGAUGAGACUGGGCUGCCAAAUGCCUUUGGCUUCUGGUCAGUGUGACUGUGGGAAAGAAUUAGACUCAGAUGGAUACCACCUAAUAACAUGUAAGACUGGGGGCGGCCCGGUAAUCAGCCAUAACAACAUGGUUUUAGCAUGGUCAGACUGUUUGAGUCAACUGCAAUUACAUCACGUAAAAGAACCCAGAGGAAGGUAUGUCAAUUCUGAAGACAGAUCAGACAUAGUUGUAUUCGAUUCGGCAUCGGGGGUGGAUCUUGAAUUGGAUAUUGCUCUAGCGCAUCCCUGGAGCAAUGAACUAGAAGGUUUAUCAGCUACAACUCAAAGAGCAGCGGCAACCAGAAGAGAAAAUCUGAAGAUCAAAAAGUACGACCAGGAGCUCUUGCCUGGAGGUUUUCGACCAACAUUUGUGCCUAUAGUCUUCAAACAUUUUGGCUGUUGGGGAGAGAAAGCUGAAGACUAUUUGAAGAAACUGUCACAGCUAUCAAGAGACAAAGACGGAAAGCCAAAUGCAUCAACCUUCAAGACAUACUGGAGAUCUGUGUUCUCUGUGUGUCUACAACGAUCAAAUGCUAGAGUGAUUGACAGAAAAAUAAAGAAGAUUGUUUCAAGAGACAGCAACAUAAACAUAAAUAGUUGUACGUAGAACCAAGCCCUAUUGGCUUGGGUAGUAUUUAGUUGCUUUGCUUAGAUGGUGUAUAAUAGUUCAAUGUUUGAAAAUAUUUGUAUUGACAGACAGACAGACAAACAGACAGACAGACAGACAGACAGUGGAAAUACAUAUAAACAAAUGAAUAAACAAUAAAACGA
Molecule: messenger RNA, 1131 nt
Organism: Corticium candelabrum
Lineage: Eukaryota; Metazoa; Porifera; Homoscleromorpha; Homosclerophorida; Plakinidae
Exons: 1
Coding region: 323-967 (214 amino acids)
Source: RefSeq, a predicted model, not a curated record